Molecule: messenger RNA, 1273 nt
Organism: Trichoderma asperellum CBS 433.97
Lineage: Eukaryota; Fungi; Ascomycota; Sordariomycetes; Hypocreales; Hypocreaceae
Biological process (GO): regulation of DNA-templated transcription
Molecular function (GO): zinc ion binding; DNA-binding transcription factor activity, RNA polymerase II-specific
Source: RefSeq, a predicted model, not a curated record
UAUUCAAUGUCCUCCUGUGAAUCCUUCUUUUCUUCUCUAAAUUGAGCUAAGUGUAUUUGAACGUAGAUGCCUUGGUGGAUCACUUUCUAACCGUUGUCAACUAUCGCUAAUAUAUUGUUCAUCCUGAAAUGUUUAGACAGGAAUACAACCAAUGGUAGACUGAUAGAGACGAUGGAAAGCCUCUCGGGCUCCAGUGGACCUCUCUUCUUCUAAUGGUUUAUGUUUGUUCAACUCAACAUCCCAACGAUGCAAUUCGACAAGUCCUCCAGGCAGAUCAGGCCCUCCCAGCUCCUGAAUUGUCAAAUAGGCUUCAUGGUGCCAUUCCUCCAGACGCAUUGCAUAUAUAUACAGUUCAGCAAUUACUUCAUUCAUCCUUCUGGCUUAAGACCAGGUCUUGCUACGCUGACUGCUGGGGCGCCUCAAAGAGUGCUUUUUUAGCAUUUCGUGGACUAAACGAACUGACCUUCACUGAGGGUGGCAUUGAGAAGCAGAUUUAUUCUGAUGGAUCCUCAACUGCGAACCGCAAUGAGGUCUCAUAUUAUCUCGAGGAAAUAGGCAAACGAGCUUGGGUUGUCAUGACCAGCUGGAAUUGGCGACUCUCGGCUAUUAUUCCAUGCUCUCUGAUGUUUCGAUCUACUGAAUACCACAUUGAAUUACCUAGUUUGCACUUGGACGGCCACCUAAGAGAAUCCAGCCGCUCUCCCAUCAUGUCCACGGCCCUUCAGUGUAUGCUCGCCGACAGCUUCUUGGAGAAAUUCGGCCCACCUCCCUCUUUUGACAAAACCUUAGCGAUCGAGGAUCCAUCUGAGGAGCAUAAAUUUGACAAUGAUCAAAAUCACAAGACUUUGAUGAUGAAAAUUCUGAGAAGGAAGACUACCAGCCUCCGUCCAUGCCAGAUCACUUGCCAGACAACAUUUCCUGGCGUGAUACAAGCGGGGAAUUCGAUGCUAAUUUAUGGAUCGCCCUGAAAAAGUUCAUUCUUUCCGUUAUGCGUCUGUCAUCGACAUUGUAUUCCCUUCGCUCGCAUCUUAUUAAACCGUUAUCGCAAGCUUCCCCGAUCACGGAGCUACAGCCUCGACAACGGGGUCUAAGAGUAGCUCUCAAAUACAUGAACUGGCUAAUCAAAUUCUUUCGUUUUAUUUUCCCCGACGACGCGAACUACCACACCCUGAUAUUUUUAAUCUUCGAUGUGGCUACGCUUCUGUGCUCUGCAAUUAUGCAUGACAGCGAUUCAAGCAUGCCAAUGCGCGUUACAACCUGGGAAGCCGUCCAA